This is a messenger RNA of Engraulis encrasicolus (European anchovy), 2860 nucleotides long. It is a transcript of the gene mvb12a, whose product is annotated as multivesicular body subunit 12A. The transcript has 10 exons. The record is from RefSeq and is a predicted model, not a curated record. Gene Ontology annotation, cellular component: ESCRT I complex; cytosol. Lineage: Eukaryota; Metazoa; Chordata; Actinopteri; Clupeiformes; Engraulidae. Gene Ontology annotation, biological process: endosome to lysosome transport via multivesicular body sorting pathway; viral budding; regulation of epidermal growth factor receptor signaling pathway. The coding region runs from base 85 to 945 and encodes 286 amino acids.
AGAGAGACCAACGUCACUGUGCUGAAAAGUUUGUUCCCUGUUGUGAUUUUUUACGGAAUACAUAGAAACAGUCUUCAGCCAAAGAUGUCUCUGCAUGACGUGUCGGCGUCGGGUUCGAGGCCGGUGACGGCGGUGGCCUGGGCCUCCAACAGCACCACCUGCCCCCCCACCUUCCACAUGAUCUCCAUGACAGAGGAUGGGGCCACGGCCUGCUUCAAUAGGGGCUUUGGCAGAUCUGGCUACUUCCUCUGCUACAGCAAGGAUCCCACGGGAGGCAUGGUGGUAGCUGACAUCCAGGUGAUCUCGGACCGGGACGUCAUCCCCCACGGAUACUGCUACAUCCCAGAGUUCAUGGAGCCCAAGGCCUCGGUGCUGAAGAAGAAGCGUGUGUGUGCGCGGAUGGUGCCGGUGGACAGCGUCUCUACAGCCGUGCUGGACGUGAGGCUCACUGCCAAGAGCAAAGUUGUGCUGCAGCAAUACACAUGCCUGGGGGAUAUGCAUGGCAUGGUGAUGUGGUGUAAGAAGGGCCCCUUCUCCAGCCCCCAUCCCCAGGCCAAGCCCCGCAGCGUCAGCCUGGACCUCAGACAGCUCUCCCUGGAGGGAGCUGCGCCCGCACAGCCCCUACGACCAUACAACCAGCCUCCUAGCAACCCUCCUCCGGCACCUCCGCGAAUCAGCUGCCGCCGCAGCAAGUUGGAGGAGAAGAGCACUGGGGAGAGUGACACCAGCAACAGCAGCAGCAUCUACGGCAUCACAGCCAUAGAUGGAGUUCCUUUUGCGCUGCACCCAAAAUUUGAGGCACAAACCAACGGAAAGGGGCCAGUAAGCUCUUUGGGAAACAUCCGCAUCAAGUCCAUUCAGGAUAUUGAAAACGAGUAUAACUACACGUUCUCCGUGGAGGAGCAGGCUGCCAAGCGCAUCUCUCCCUCAGCUGUGGCCUCCUAGAGGGACAGACUACUGCAGAUCGGCCACGCCUUGACCUAUAGGACACACACACACACACACACACACACACACACACACACACACACACACACACACACACACACUGCUGUCUUCAACCAGUAGAUCUGACACGCGACCAAUUCGAUGCUUUACAGACACAUGCACACAUUCUGCCAUUCUGAUGCUUACAGACACACAGACACACACACACACACACACACACACACACACACACACACACACACACACACACACACACACACACACACACACAUUCACAGCCUUCGGGCCUUCAACCAGUAGAUCUGACACUCUUGACGUUUGACUUGACACACACACACACACACGUUCCUAGUAUACCAAAGGGAUCACAAACCGUACUUCUUGAGUUCCAUUAGAUGUGUUGAUAGGUCAAGGUACAGUAGGUGGUUAAGAAUGGGCUGGCCCUAGUUUUGUUGUAUACAGAGACACAGAGACAGACACACACACAUUCAGAGCAAACUAUUUUAUAUUUUAUGUUGAUAUUUUUCCUUAUGAUGUGCCUAAUGUUUGCUGUCCAUAUUAGGCAGCUGAACGAUCCAUUGUUUACGCAGUAAGAUCUAUUUGUAAAUAGUACAAAAGCACACACUGACACAAGAACACACAAUGUUUGAAGGAUCUAUAUUAUGUCGUAGUUUUAUUUACAUUUCUGUCUUUUCUUCAUUUUCUCUUCUCUCUCUCUCUCUCUCUCUCUCUCUCUCUCUCUCUCUCUCUCUCUCUCUCUCUGUCUCUCUCUCAUAUAUUUAAAGGGGCUCUAUGUAGGAUAGAAAGUUUAAUUAAUCGCUGUACCGAGUCAGCCGAUGCUUAUUUAAGUCAUUGGUAAGUCAACGAUGACUCUUGUGACCACUUUCACGGUCCGCUGUCAGAGAACCUCAAAUGAAAAUUUUGGCAGAGCGACCUGCUACGAUUGUCGUUGGAAACACUUCUCAUUCGAAAAAUCGCUUGACAUUCCGUAUUCAGAUUUGUAUCCACUGCUGGCAUUCCGUGAUGAAAAACAUUCUGACAGCGAGUUUAUUUAAACAUCAUUUUUUUUCAUGACUGUCUAGAUUUUGAGACAGGCAUGGCAUGGGCACCGCGCAAACUAUGUCAUCCCACAUUGUGCCCCUUUAACGUGUUUAUAUUACUUUUAUUUCAAAAUGAAUGCACUUUUUCCUAAAAUUGUCUAUCACUCUUGCUAUUAAGUUUCCACGCCGUAAGAGCCCUUUUUUAGUUUUUAGCUACUGCAUAACACUGUUUUGGACCAAAAAAAAAGCAGCAUACCGCAAAAAAUGCUGCACCUUUUGGACACGAAAAUUCCAGAAUCCUGCAAACACUCAACUGCAGUGCUGUGCAGUUGUUGUUGUUGUUCGUUAGGGACUAUGGUGGUUCCAGGGAGUAACCUUGGCCUUCCCAUACAGCAUAGCAGUCAUAUUGAUGCAGAUUCCACAAGAUGAUGCCCUUGGCGAAGAGAUACGACAGAUCAAACUAAACAUGUUAUCUAAGCAAUUUAGUGGCAGCCAGAUUAGUUCCGCUGGGAUGCCAUAUUAUUUUACAAGUGAUGUGUAGACCUAGCCUGCACACCGUUACAUUGCCUUACCGGCAUCUUUUAUUUAAAAUAUGUUUUCUAUUCUUUUAUUGUUGUAAGAUGUGUUGUGCUUAUAAGCAUACCUCACAGUCUGUCAUAUUUAAAUGUUGUUUUCUUAUGUAUGGGAUGCAAGGGGUGUGAUGGGUGAUUUGUUACAGUUGAAAUGUAUUUGUAUACAUUUGUAUAUAUAUGUCAGGGGCCUGGUGUAUGUUAUCAAGAAUAUCUUAAGCUGCCUUACUUUUAUACAUGUGUUCUUCCCCUGCUUCCGCUGUUUUUCCAAAUAAAGACUUUUGCGGAAAGGAAAAGAAAUCA